AUGCUAGGAGCUGUGAAAAUGGAAGGACACGAACAUUCAGAUUGGAGCAGCUACUACACCGAGCCAGAGGCUUACUCGUCAGUAGGCAACAUGAACGCUGGGCUAAGUAUGAACACCAUGAACACUUACAUGAGCAUGUCCGCUAUGAGCACCACUUCUAACAUGACAGCAAGCUCCAUGAACAUGUCCUAUGUCAACACUGGAAUGAGCCCGUCUUUGACUGGUAUGUCUCCAGGCACCGGUGCCAUGGCCGGUAUGGGGUCAGGUGUAGCCAGCAUGGCCACCCACCUGAGUCCCAGUAUGAGCCCCAUGAGCGCCCAGGCUACAUCCAUGAACGCCUUGGCACCUUACACCAACAUCAAUUCUAUGAGCCCUAUCUAUGGACAGUCCAACAUCAACCGUUCCAGGGAUCCUAAGACCUACAGGAGGAGUUACACCCAUGCCAAGCCACCAUACUCCUACAUCUCUCUGAUCACCAUGGCUAUUCAGCAGUCACCUAACAAGAUGCUGACCUUGAGUGAGAUCUAUCAGUGGAUCAUGGACCUCUUCCCUUUCUACAGGCAGAACCAGCAGCGCUGGCAAAACUCCAUCCGCCAUUCCCUGUCCUUUAACGACUGUUUCCUCAAAGUGCCGAGGUCUCCAGACAAGCCGGGCAAAGGCUCCUUUUGGACUCUCCAUCCAGACUCUGGAAACAUGUUUGAGAAUGGAUGCUACCUGAGGCGUCAGAAACGCUUCAAGUGCGAGAAGAAGCUUUCUGAAGGUGGCUCUAGUGUGGGUUCUGCCGCUACCAACAGUAGUUCGGAAAGUUCUGGGGGUAACGAGUCUCCCCAUUCCAGCUCCUCGCCAUGCCAUGAGCAGAAGAGGGCUUUGGUGGACCUAAAAUCCAACCAAGGCUUGAGCCCUGACCACAACCCUUCUCCGGUGUCCCAAGCCCAGCAUAUGCUGUCUCAACACCAUUCAGUGUUGUCCCAUGACGCCCAGUCCCACCUCAAACCAGAACACCAUUAUUCUUUCAACCACCCUUUCUCCAUCAACAACCUCAUGUCCUCAGACCACCACCACCAUAAAAUGGACUUGAAAGCCUACGAACAGGUUAUGCAUUACUCUGGCUAUGGCUCUCCCAUGGCAGGUAGCCUAGCCAUGAGUGCAGUAACGAACAAAGCUGCAUUAGAGUCCUCACCUAUUUCAAGUGACACUUCUUACUAUCAAGGUGUGUAUUCCAGACCAAUAAUGAACUCUUCCUAA
Staurois parvus is the source of this 1245-nucleotide messenger RNA. The record is from the annotation of a GenBank genome assembly. Lineage: Eukaryota; Metazoa; Chordata; Amphibia; Anura; Ranidae.